Molecule: messenger RNA, 1327 nt
Organism: Drosophila nasuta
Lineage: Eukaryota; Metazoa; Arthropoda; Insecta; Diptera; Drosophilidae
Gene: snk
Product: snake
Exons: 4
Coding region: 53-1327 (424 amino acids)
Biological process (GO): proteolysis
Molecular function (GO): serine-type endopeptidase activity
Source: RefSeq, a predicted model, not a curated record
GUAACAGUUAUUUUAAACAGGUUUAAAUGUUCAUAAAACAACAAAUGCGGAAAUGUUAAUUUGGCUAACAUUCAUUAUCCAAAUUCAAAUACUAUUCUUGGCUUUAGAAAUGCACGCGCAAAGUGCACUCGAUACUCUUGAGAUAGUCAAUUACCAGACAACCAAAUACACACUUGCGGAGCAUUGGCCACAAGAGGAGGCGAAUGAAGAUGAUGAUGCUAAACUUGAAGAAAGUCUACUGAAAUUCGGCAAUGAUGAUGAAGAGCCGUCCACUAGCAGAAAGCAAACACUGUUUGAGGGCGCGUUCUGCAGACGCAGCUUCGAUGGACGUAGCGGCUAUUGCAUCUUAGCGUAUCAGUGUCUGCACGUCAUACGGGAAUAUCGUGUGCACGGCACUCGCAUUGAUAUCUGCACGCAUCGCAACAACUUGCCGGUCAUUUGUUGCCCACUGGCUGACAAGCAUGUCGAAGCACAGCGCAUUAGUGCCACAAAAUGCCAGGAGUACAAUAGUGCAGCGAGAAGUUUGCGCCUCAGUGAUACGAAUCGCAUCUUUUCCGGGAAACAAUGCGUUCCUAGCGUUCCAUUGAUUGUAGGCGGAGCCGUAACGCAUCAGGCGCUAUUUCCCCACAUGACGGCUCUCGGUUGGACCCAGGCUGAUAACGACAUAAAAUGGGGCUGCGGCGGCACACUGAUCAGUGAACUGUAUGUGCUAACGGCGGCACAUUGCGCAACAUCGGGUAGCAAACCACCGGACAUGGUGCGACUGGGCGCACAACAAUUGAACGUUACCAGUCCGUGGCAACAGGACAUUAAAAUUCUCAUCAUCAUACUGCAUCCAAAAUAUCGUUCAUCAUCCUACUACCAUGACAUAGCACUACUUAAGCUUACCAAGCGUGUCAAGUUGUCGGAGCGAGUGCGUCCCGCAUGUCUGUGGCAAGUGCCGGAUCUGCACAUCAAACUGGUGGUGGCCACGGGUUGGGGACGCACCGAGUUUCUGGGUGCUAAGUCGAAUGCUUUGCGUCAGGUGAAUUUAGAUAUGAUUAAGCAGCAGCGUUGCAAGCAAAUCUAUCGCAAGGAACGACGUCUCCCAAAUGGCAUCAUUGAUUCUCAGUUCUGUGCUGGAUAUUUGUCCGGUGGUAAGGACACGUGUCAGGGCGACUCCGGCGGACCGUUGCAUGCGGUGUUACCCGAGAACAACUGUGUGGCAUUCGUUGUGGGGAUAACAUCGUUUGGAAAAUUCUGUGCGGCGCCAAAUGCGCCAGGUGUUUACACCAAGCUGUACUCGUAUUUGGAUUGGGUUGAGAAGAUUGUAUUUAAAAAGCAUUAA